Messenger RNA from Olea europaea var. sylvestris, 1006 nucleotides. Its product is annotated as CCR4-NOT transcription complex subunit 11-like. The record is from RefSeq and is a predicted model, not a curated record. Gene Ontology annotation, biological process: mRNA catabolic process; negative regulation of translation. The transcript has 7 exons. Lineage: Eukaryota; Viridiplantae; Streptophyta; Magnoliopsida; Lamiales; Oleaceae. Gene Ontology annotation, cellular component: CCR4-NOT complex. Bases 104 to 991 code for a protein of 295 amino acids.
UUCCCAUUUUCGUUCAUUUUGUAAAUACCUUUGUUUUUCUUCUCAUUCAUCCUACAGAAAAGAAAAGAAAAUAAAAACAAAACAGAGUAAGAGAGACGAGGCGAUGCUUGGGUUCGAGAACUCUGGGAAGCUUUUGAAGCUGCUCCAUGGCGGAGAAGAAAGGACUAUUGAAGAGAUCGUGUCUGAUUUCAACACUAUAUUCUCUCCUUCUCUCCGCUUCUAUGCUUGCUCCGCUCUCGAGUUACUCUUAGACCCUAAGGAAAAAAUCCUCAAGCCAACUGAGCGGUUGAUUGCUUUUUCAAUUAUUCACCAGGCAUAUGCGUCCCAACUGCCUUCUUCAAAUCCUUUCAUUUCAAAGCUUGUGGAUGCAGCAUCUGAUGAGGAAGCUGAAAAAUAUGAAAGGGCAUUUAUUCUCCAAUUGUUAGGCUUGUCCAGCUCUAAAAGUAGUGGAGAGCUUCUCAAGCAGUCAGCAUCAGAUUACAUGAAAAAUUUUGACCUUUCAUCACAUUCAUUUGUGCAACGAGAUCAGUUGCAACAGCAAUAUUGUGGCACAACUCAGCCAGAACCAUUCAAGAGUUUGUUCAAGGACAACGGUGUGAAAAAUGUGAUACCCCACCCUGAUGUGCCCCACAGAUGUGAUAGUGAUUCACCUGAGUUUGACAUGCAUCCUGGGCUUAAACCUAAAAUUGGAUCUGGGGAUAGAGAUGAAACUGUAGCUGGAUUGCUGUCGUCUCUUUCAUUAGAGGGAUUAGGUCCUCAAUGGAUCAGGCCUAUCCCACCGAGGCUCCCAAUAAUGAAUGGAGAACUAUUGUGGCUCAACCCAGAUAUCAACCAUGAGCUUUUAUGGGACUAUGGAAUGUGCCUUGACACUAGCAAAGGAGCUGCAGUUAGAGAUCUAAUCGCAAAAGCAUUAAAGGGAUCACUUUCUCCGCCCCAACAAGAGGUAUAUCUUCUCGUAGGUUUUUGGAUAUUAACAGCUUAUUUGGGAUGAAUUUUCACCAUGGAU